Molecule: messenger RNA, 2322 nt
Organism: Toxorhynchites rutilus septentrionalis
Lineage: Eukaryota; Metazoa; Arthropoda; Insecta; Diptera; Culicidae
Exons: 3
Coding region: 1-2322 (773 amino acids)
Molecular function (GO): zinc ion binding; nucleic acid binding
Source: RefSeq, a predicted model, not a curated record
AUGACUCUGCGGAAGAGCGCGCAGCACUUGAAAAGUCUGCUUCGGAAGCGAGAAAACAUCCUUGGUUCUGCUAGACUUAUCGAGCAGUUUAAUGCAGAUUAUGAUGCAAGUAAGGCUAAUCAGCUACAGAUACGUAUCGAGCGGUUAAACCAACUGUGGGACAAGUUUGAAGACACCGAGGAUGAAAUUGAAGCAUUCGAAGACCAGGAAGAAGGGUUUUCGGAAAUUCGUCAGGAAUUCCAGAAUCUUUAUUUCGAACUCAAAUCAUCUCUAGUGAGUAAAAUUCCGAUUCCCGCACGAGCACCCUCGAGUCCCCCUGCUGCUCAUUCAUCGACAUUUUGUGUACCCCCUGCUAACCACUUGGUGUCCGUCAAGCUACCCGAAAUAAAAAUUCCCGAAUUUGGAGGGAAAUCCGACGAAUGGUUUGAAUUCCGCGAUCUAUUUAAAUCGUUGGUUCACACUAACUCUCAAAUUUCCGCGGUGCAAAAACUUCACUACCUACGUAGCGCAUUGAAGGGUGAAGCAUCGCGAUUAAUUUCUUCGCUUACAAUAACAUCGGAUAACUAUUCUAUUGCUUGGAAAACAAUUAGUGAUCGUUACGAAAAUAAAAACUUCCUUGUCAAACAACAUAUGUCCGCUAUUCUGAAGAUUCCUCAUGUCAGAAAGGAUUCGGCUUUUGGUCUUGCCGAACUCGCUGAUGAAUUCAACCGACACUUUGGCAUCCUGGACAAGCUUGAGUCUGCCGAGGCUCACUGGAACUCAUUUUUGGUUGAGCGUUUGAGUAACUUAUUGGAUGAAAAGUCUUUGUUAGAUUGGGAGUCUCAGUGCGAGGAGAAUCAGGUUCCGCAGUAUCAAAACCUAUUAAAUUUUAUACACAAACGUUCACGUACACUACAAAUGUGCAAAUCUACGCACAGUCAACUCACCACAAAUCCAACAAAACCAGUGAAAAUUAAAUCAUCCACUCACGUCGCCUCGGAGAAUAUUAUCAAAUGCCCAAACUGUAAGCAGACACACGCACUAUCGCAAUGUGAGCUGUUCUUGAAACUGAAACCAAAUAGUCGGUUGGACUUCGUCAAAAAACACCAGCUGUGUAUCAACUGUCUUCGUGGUGGACACAUGGCUAGGGACUGUCGCAGCAGUUUGUGCAGGACAUGUACGAAGAAACACCACUCUCUACUCCACCUUCCGCCGAUCGCUUCAGUGCCAGCAGUGAUAGAAGAAGAGGAAUCAGCAUUAUCAACUUGCACGGCUGUCUGCUCGACAGAAAGCUUUGUCCACCCAGUGAACACUUCGUAUUCGGUUUCGUUUGCACCGUCGGUGGUACCUUCGCGCAAUUCACCACAGCCAUAUGGUUCGUCGGUAGGUUCCUCUUUGUCGAAAUCGUCCGCCGUCGGUAACCCCUCCCUGUCGUCGUCGAUCAAUUCGGUACAUCGUUCCGAAUCAGAACCACUAUCCUGCCCUCAGGCAUCUACCCAUCGAAAAAGCUACGAGAUGCGUGGCUCGCAGUCGAAUUUUGUGUCAGAGUCAUUGUGCCAGAAAUUAGGGCUCAAACGUAAUCGCAUCAAUCUACCAAAAACUGUGCUGGGUUACGUGGUGUGUGGAAAAUACUCAACACCUUCAGUCGGAACGGUGGCAUGCCAUGUUGUCACGGAACAAGAUUUAAAUUCCCAGCUCGAAAGGAUGUGGGAAGUUGAAAAUCUGGAUGUUGGAAAGAGUUUUACGCGAGAAGAGCAAGAUGUCAAGGAUUACUUUCUUCGCACGGUAAACCGUGACGUUGCUGGUCGUUAUACGGUACGGCUUCCCUUCCGUGAAUCUAUAGUUCCACUGCUAGGAGACUCAUAUGAACCUGCAUUACGUCGUUUUGUCCAAAUGGAGAAACGAUUCGUUCGUGACAGGACCCUGUAUGAUGAGUACGUGAAAUUCAUGGAUGAAUAUGAGCGAUUAGGGCACAUGGAAGUGAGUUCUGUCGAAGGCCCGCAGUACUUCCUCCCACAUCACGCUGUUCAUCGCCCGGAAAGCAGCACGACAAAAAUCCGCAUAGUGUUCGAUGCGAGCCGCAAGGGAUCGGGCUCUCUUUCCCUCAAUGAAGUCCUCCACGCUGGGCCCACAGUCCAACCACCUUUACUCUCCACGAUUUUAAAUUUUCGGAUGUACCAGUACGUGUUUACGGCAGAUGCGGAAAAAAUGUUCCGCCAAAUUUGGGUCGACCCAGAGGACCGCAAAUUUCAACAGAUCAUUUGGCGACGGGAUCCGUCGUUACCUCUCGAAAUUUAUCGAUUGAAAACGGUGACCUACGGACUUGCCGUUCCAAGCUGCUAG